Colletotrichum phormii is the source of this 735-nucleotide messenger RNA. RefSeq lists its product as uncharacterized. The transcript is spliced from 2 exons. The coding region runs from base 1 to 735 and encodes 244 amino acids. NCBI's taxonomy places the organism in Eukaryota, Fungi, Ascomycota, Sordariomycetes, Glomerellales, Glomerellaceae. The record is from RefSeq and is a predicted model, not a curated record.
AUGAGCGAAGGUAGCUUCCAACGUCCGUUGCGCGGCGGUUGCCAGUGCGGGCGCAACAGUUACAUCAUCGAGGUCCCGCAAGGCACCACCGACAAAGCGCAGGUGCUCUUCCAUACAGACUCAAUGCACAUUCCUCUCGCAACCCCACUAGCCGCCAUGAUCCGAGUGCCACUCUCGUGGUAUCACAGCUCAACCCACGCCUUCUACCCGGACGAAAGGCACUCCGCGAUCCGCCGCGUCUUCGAAUCACCCUCCAACCACCACCCCUCGAGACGAAACUUUUGCGGCUUCUGCGGCACGCCGCUGUCCUACUGGACCGAGAGACCCCCUACCGAGGCGGGGUUCAUCCAUCUGACCCUUGCGAGCCUGCGAGGCGAAGACCUACGAGAUCUGGAAGAUCUGGGGCUGAUUCCAGAGUUUGAAGAGCCGGAAGAACAGCCCGCUAUUCCGACAACAACCACGGUAAUUGGGAGAGAAACCCAGGGCGUACCUUGGUUCGAGGGCAUGAUCGAGGGGACCCGUUUGGGCAACCUGCGUCACAGCCAGGUUGUUGAUCAUAGUAAAGACGGGAAAAUUAGGGUUGAAUGGGAGAUUGUAGAGUGGACCGAGGGAGACGACGCUACCGACGUGGCCCCAGCAGCGGAUGGCGAUGUUAAUAUGACGACGAAUCAUCCGGGAAAACGCAAAAUGAACGACCGAGAGGAUGAGGAUGCGGCUGUCGACGGCAUGCAUUAA